AUGGGAAGGGGGAGGUUCUGGUCCAGUAUAAAUACCCAAUGCGUCUCAAUCCCAAAUACUUACUGUUUGGUAACUCUGGUUUCCACCAUGAAGCUGCUUCUGAUCUGUGUGUUGUUGGGCGCAGCUGCUGCCUUUGAGGAUGAUGACGAUAAGAUCGUUGGAGGAUACACCUGCACAAAGAACUCAAUCCCAUACAUUGCAUCCUUGAACUCCGGCUACCAUUUCUGCGGAGGGGCCCUGAUCAACAGCCAGUGGGUCGUCUCUGCCGCUCACUGCUACAAAUCGAGCCUUCAGGUCAGACUUGGAGAACACAACAUCGCUACGAGUGAGGGCACCGAGCAGUUCAUCAACUCCGUCAAGGUCAUCAGACACCCCAGCUACAACUCCAGGACCAUAGACAAUGACAUCAUGUUGAUCAAGCUUGCCUCCCCCGCCAGCCUGAACUCCUACGUGAAGACCGUGGCUCUGCCCUCAAGCUGCGCCUCCGCUGGAACCAGCUGCCUGAUUUCCGGCUGGGGCAACACUCUCAGCAGUGGCACCAGCUACCCAAAUCUCCUCCAGUGCCUGAACGCCCCCAUCCUGACCUCCUCCCAGUGCAGCAAUGCCUACCCCGGACAGAUCACCGCCAACAUGAUCUGCCUUGGCUUCCUUGAAGGUGGCAAGGACUCCUGCCAGGGUGACUCUGGUGGCCCCGUGGUCUGCAACGGACAGCUCCAAGGUGUCGUCUCCUGGGGUAACGGUUGUGCCCUGAGGAACUACCCCGGCGUGUACACCAAGGUCUGCAACUACAACUCCUGGAUCCAGAACACAGUGGCUUCAAACUAAAUUUUUGUUCUAAUAUUUACUCCUUUUGUGUUAUUUCAUGUCAUGUUCCUCCCUGCCGUUGAUUUAUCAGCUUUAAUAAAGUCCUGAUCUUGAGAACAUA
Spea bombifrons (plains spadefoot toad) is the source of this 925-nucleotide messenger RNA. RefSeq names its product trypsin-like. The transcript has 5 exons. Bases 1 to 825 code for a protein of 274 amino acids. Gene Ontology annotation, biological process: proteolysis. The record is from RefSeq and is a predicted model, not a curated record. NCBI's taxonomy places the organism in Eukaryota, Metazoa, Chordata, Amphibia, Anura, Pelobatidae. Gene Ontology annotation, molecular function: serine-type endopeptidase activity.